AUGGGAUGGCGAAGCUUGCUGCUGUUGCUGCAGGUCAAAGCGCCUGCAGCUGCAGGCUGGCGUGUGCCGUGGUACUUCGACUGCCGCCACAACUCCGAGUGGACACACUUCAAGACAGCCUUGGAAGUGCUUGGGGAUGUCUACCAGGAGGAAGUCUUUUGGUGGUCACAAGCCUUGCUGGAAAGGAUAGAGCCAAGCUUUCUCCGAGUUCAGAAUACAGAUCACUUAUUUUUCCUUUGUAAUCCCAAUGGAAGUCUUGAGGAUGACGAGUGGGUGCCGGUUCAGUCAGAUGAAGACAGCAUCUUCAGAUUGAGCACCGGCACGGGUCAAUGGACUAAGGAAGAGCAAGAGAGCCGAAGCUAUGCCUUGGGUGAUUUCUGCUACUUCGGCUAUAUGGCUGCGAUUGCUUAUCGGACGAGGAACACUGAUUCAUCAAUUCCUGGAGUUUUGGAGGGUCGGAAACAUGCCAUGACCCUGCUUCAGAACUUCCUGAUGAGUCGAGCGAACUCGGUGGAUUUCUUGGAAUCCUCCGGCUGGAUGAAGCAUGAGACCUUGUUGAAGCACAUCUAUCCGGAUGCUGGACCUGGAAGGCAAUGGUCAAGGCACCUGCGUGACGAUCCAGACAGGCCAUUGGUGGAACUGGGGCUGAAAGCUGUUGACACAGGGCCGCAGCCGUUGGCACUACGCGUUGCGGCCAUUGGCUACCACACCACGCUGGUGUUGGAAUUGAUUUCCCUUUGGGAGGAGUUUCUCUCGGAUCAGCUUCGACUCCACUUCGCGGUGCACGUGCUGGAACCGGGCCUGGGUACUGCGGAGCAGGUGCGGGCUGCCAGCGUUUGCAAAGACUUCCAGAGCUAUGGCGACCUCUGCGGUUGGGAUGCCAGGCUUUUACGCCUUAACGCCAGGCACUUCACUCGAGUCACUUUGCCGCUGGCUGCACUGCCAAGCCCCCAAAUCAAGGAUCCGGCUGCCUUUGUCCAAGACUUUGUGGCUACCUUCAGAGAUGAGCAAUUCGGGCAUGCUGAAGGCCAUCGUGAUCUGCGAAUUGAAGGUGCGGAUCUGUUCCUUUGCACCGAGCCGGCAUUUCUGUGCAAUGCCAUGGGCCGAGCCUUUCCAAAUCGGCCGCUGGUGGGGUACUUCGCGAAUCCCUUGACGGCGUACCUCCCUGCCUACGCUGCGAGCGCCUGGCUGAGGGACUUCCUGAGCCUCUGCAGGAAUCAGCUGAUGGAACGCUCGGCACCAUUCCUUGCAGUUUCCAGUACAAGGUUCUUGGCGGAGCAGGUGAGAUUCCAGACUGGAGCUCCAAGAGUCUAUGCGGCUCGACCUUUGGCAGCAUAUUUGGGGCCAGUGCGAGGAAAAUCCUCUGAUGGAGAGGUCAUAGUGCUGCGGCAACCCAGCAUGUUUUGGAACUCUGCUUGCAUCUUAAACAGCAUGGCGCGGAUGAACAUGGCAGAGUUGGAAGCAACAAUUCAGGCAAAGUCUGGACACGCGCUUCGGGCAGCAUCCCUACGCUUCGUGGCAAGUGAGGAGUUGGCGGAUGCAUCCUCCGAGGCCAUUGCCGCCUUCAAAGCCUGUGUCAUUUUCCCGUACGAUGUGUCGCAGAUGAGGCUAUAUGAGCUGUAUGCUUUAUCUCUUCCUCUCUUCGUGCCUGAGCGUAGGCAGUUGCCGAGCUACAUCUACCGUGGUCUCACCACCAUUGAGGAUUUUAACCACGUGCUGACCGAUGCAGGCUUAGGAGGCAAGGGCUGGCGAAACUCUGACAUCUCUGGGCCACACCUGGACUACAAUCCGUUCGACCGUGAUUGGUUAGCAGCAGAUGCGUGGACACAACUCACACACUGGGUCACUUUGCCACACUUGCUGCGAUUCGCAUCAGCCGCAGGGCUCGUGAAGAGUUUGCUGCAAGAAGAUUUGCGCCGUGUGGCGGCAUCGAUGCGGCGGCAGCAAAUCAGCAUCCGUGGCUGCAUGGGGUGCAGUUCCAGUGAACUAAGUGGAUAACCACAUUGUGGUAGGGAUAUACCAAUAAUAUAGGGAUAUUACCAGGAAUAACUAUAAGUGCAUUAUUAUGCAUUAUUGAUAUACCCUUGUAUAUUGGGAUAUCCCCAGUGA
Cladocopium goreaui is the source of this 2109-nucleotide messenger RNA. The record is from the annotation of a GenBank genome assembly. Lineage: Eukaryota; Dinophyceae; Suessiales; Symbiodiniaceae.